This is a messenger RNA of Ictalurus furcatus (blue catfish), 2900 nucleotides long. RefSeq names its product nanos homolog 3 (gene nanos3). The transcript has a single exon. The record is from RefSeq and is a predicted model, not a curated record. Gene Ontology annotation, cellular component: perinuclear region of cytoplasm. Bases 1406 to 1966 code for a protein of 186 amino acids. NCBI's taxonomy places the organism in Eukaryota, Metazoa, Chordata, Actinopteri, Siluriformes, Ictaluridae. Gene Ontology annotation, biological process: negative regulation of translation; oogenesis. Gene Ontology annotation, molecular function: mRNA binding; zinc ion binding.
UGAUUCCCCCCACUUACUAUACCUGCAUGCACUUCUCCUGGACAGUAGGUGGUGCUAGAGGUUCACUGUUCUCCUUAGCAUUGAUGGCAUCUCCUCCAGCAGGCUCUGUACUCUCUGAUACAGCUGUUAUGGGCUUGUCGUUUUCACAGUGACCUUUCACAUGAUGUAUUUCAAUGGAAGCAAUACCCGUGCCGUCGACAAAUCUGGCGUCCAAUCCUUUUUCGGUGGACCCGCCCAGUCCAGGUCCGUUCGGGUCAUGUUUCUCAGUGGGAGCCAUAUUGGAUGGACACCACUCUUCAAUCUCCAUUUCACUUUCUUCCAGACCAGUUGGAACCUCUCGGAGCUGUUUAGUGACUAUGAAACAACCUUCAGACUUUUCAACCGUAGCACAAACUGAGCUACAGAUCACUUCCUGAGCAACUUCAUCUUCCAUCGCAAUCUCAUCAGGGUCCUCGCCCACUUUAUUAUCAGCAUGGGGCAUAAAUUCUACUCUUGUGAUGUUCACAACUUUUAGAAAGCUUUGAGUUCACGAGUUGUAGGAUUUGAAGUCGAUCAGUCAGAGUUCACAUCAGUGAGUCUUCUCGUACAUAAAUCUGUAACCUACAAACUCAGGAGCAAACUGUAGGAUACUGAUGUUUUGCCCAAAAUGUUUUAAUAUUUGCCUCCGCUUACACACACACACAACAUGCUCUACUAAACAAAUACUGCACAAAACCACCAUUACAUUUCAAGUUGAACAAAAAAGAUGUGUGUGUGAGAGAGAGAGAGAGAGAGAAAGCGGUAGGAAUGAUGGCUCCAGAUCUGCUCCCCCAGCCCCCACCCAACCGUGUCACUCGAUCCUCUUAGGGGUCAGAGGUCACACCCUGGUUAGGGCAGAAUACAGGAAUGACCCCCAAUGAUGAAGUAUUUUUCUGCAUCUCUAUUAUUUAUGGCCUGUAUUAGGCUACUAGUUUGCUGAGUGGAUAUAAAUAAAACGUGUGUGUGAUCGGAUCAUUGCACAUUUGAGUAGUUUCCUGCUCUAACACCCUCACUUCUCCUCAGAAAGUUCUUAGUAGGUAAGUUGAAUCAGGUGUGUUGGAGCAGGAAACACGUGCAGAGGAUUCUCCAGGGCUCCAGGAGCAGGGCUGGGAAUCUCAUUCAUGUUUAUAAAGCAGCUUAUUUGAUAGCUUCAUGCCUAACAAUUCAGUUCGUGUGUUUACAGUAGCCUAGCUACGACUCUUUUUUUUAAUAAUUAUUAUUAUUUUAGUAAACAAACCAAAUUAAUGGCAUGUGCGCGCUGAUUGGUUCCCGCAGCAGCACCCGCCUUUCAUGCGCCACACGCGUGUGCGCUCCAGACUCGCCUACUUAAGGGGGGUUUCUUGGUUGUUUUAAGUUUUCACCCCCCUCUCUAUCUUGAUGACUCGCGAUGGUGUUUUCUCUGCUGCGCUACAUCCUGGCGGCUCACGGCUCCAUGGAGCCCGAGGACCAGCGUCACUUCCAGCCGUGGCGGGAUUACUUGGGUCUCGCGGACACGGUGCGUGCGAUGCGGGAAACCUCUGGUCCCGAACCUCACCAGGUCCAGGAGUUCGGGUUUACGCCCGAGAUUUCUCAUCACCAGGGCCGUAAUGCUAUAAUGCUCCAGACUUUCCCCGAGCCUGAGAUGUCCGAGGUCAGAGGAAGACCGAAAACGCCGAAGGGGCGACUGAAGUGCGGUCGUACCGGGACCACAGGGCCUCCACCUCCAUCACCUCAAGGUUCUCGCUCUGGGGAAAAGUUCUGCAGUUUCUGCAAACAUAACGGCGAGUCUGAAAAAGUGUUCACGUCGCACUGCCUGAGGAGCCGCGGCGGAGCAGUGGCGUGUCCUUACCUGCGCCGCUACGUGUGUCCGCAGUGCGGGGCGACGGGCGACCGCGCGCACACCAAACGCUUCUGCCCGCUCGUGGACAGCACGUACACCUCCGUGUACACCCGGGCUGCCCGGAAAUGACCGAAAAUCUGAACCCCACUCUCACACUCGCUAUCAAACUGUAGGUAAUUUUUUUUUUGUUUUUGUUUUUUUUUUUUUUUUAACCUGGGAAGGUGAACAAGAAGCUUUAGACUAAAAGCUGCACAGGUACGUCAGCGGUCCUUAAAGUCCGGUACUGUACCUGGAAUGCUUUUAUAUGUAGGCUUCACUAUAUUUUCAAAAGGUACUAAAGAUGUACCAGUUAUGAUUCCAUUUCAGAGAAAAGCUCAAGUACAGUUGGUGCUUUUUAUCUGAGUGUGGCUGUAGAAAGUUGUAAGUCCUUUAAAAAAAAAAAAAAAAAUCAGCAUUAUAUUUUUAAUGUCUGCAUUACUGUGCUUAUUAUUAUGGCUUAGAGCUGUCGGGUUUAGUUGUUUGAAACUCUGGAAUGACCUGCCCUGGGUUUACAGCUGUAACACCUGGAUGGCUGUGAGUGUCAAGAGUUUUGCUUUACUAACUUUGUGUGCACUUUAUUUGUGUAUGCACUUUUGUGUGUUUAUUUUGACUGGUGUGUUUUGUUUUUGAAGCUGAUUUCUCUAACUAGCUUGUGCUCAGGCCUCUCUGGCUCAUCACAGGUGCAGCAUGUUACAGGUGCAGGUCUAUCCAGGGCUUCAUGAUGGGACCGUGGAUCUCCGACCUGCUGCUAUUUUUCUGCUCCAUUUUAUUGUCCAUUCGAAGAACUUCUGACGUGUUGUGACUUUUUAAAGUGUUUUAGACCAUUUUGGAUGUGAGUUAAUAUACUUUAUAUGCAUGUAACAAGCCUCAGUGCUGCAUUUGUUUGUUUUUAUAUAUUAUAUAAAACGUAAAUGUUGGACUGUUUUGGUACGAAUGACCUCGUUGAUGCCUCUGAAUCUUCUGCAAUUCUGUAAGUUUCAAUUUCUAAUAUAUUUAAAGUGUGAGCUCCAUUGUGUCUGUUUUU